UCACAUCUUUAAAAUGCUGAAAGAAAAGACCAACCCAGGACAUGACAGGGAGCAAAGGUGCCCUUAAGGAUCGAAGGCCAAACCAAGCAAAACCCAAACAAGGGUUGAUGCAGCUGAGAGAAAACUGGGAGAAUUCAUCACCAGACAAUGGGCCUUAAAAUACUCUGUGAAAAGAACUUCAGGCUGAGGUGCAAUGACACGAGAGGAGCUGGGAACUUGAGGAAGAAGGAAGAGCGACAGAAAGGUUGUCUCUGGAUAAAUGUGGUGGCCUAUUUUUCACCUCUUACAUUUUUUAAUAUAUGUACGACUCUGAAUAAAAAAGGACUCCUCAGUGUCAGAGGGUGGCGUUCAAGUUCUAUGGAGGUGACCCAUGUGACGAUGGUGACAGAGUGGAGGGCACAGCAUCCACAGGGCUGGAAGGCUUCUACGUUCUAUUUCUCUGGUAAGGCGUUAUGUGCAAUUGGUCUGUGAAACAACGGUACACGUAGCGUUAUUCUCAGGACAACUAGAAAUCCUCACAAACUCACUCCAGAAAACUGGAAAACCUCAGUAGCCCCACAUGAGGAAAUUUGAAAAAGGCAGUGACAACAGUCACUGCACCCAGGUUUCUGGAGAACAGAAGUCGUGAUCUCCCUUGGUUAGCUGCCUAGGAGCGUGCUUGCUGGGUCACAUGUUAAGUGUGUCCCACCCCAGGUCCUUCUGGAUCCUCUGCACACGUGCCCUUCCGUCUAGAAUCUUGGCACAUGUCCAUUCUUCCCUCACAGGUUCCAAAGCUGCGUCCUAGCAGCAGGCCCCACACUGCCCACUUCGCCUUUGGUGUCGUUUGCACCUGAAGGAGAGAACUCAGAGCCCAGCUCUCCAUUGAGAGACAGACCUCACCCACCUGCGCUAUGGGCGGAUCCCAGGGCAGGCUGUGCCCCUCACGCCCACCCCGGGCACUGUGGGGCCAGCGCCUGCCAAGAGGGCUUCGCCGCCUCCAGCCCCUUCACCGCACCUGCCGACUUCCCUUGGCUGUCCGGGGUCACCCAGCUGUCCAUGCCCCGCCACCCACUCGCAGGACAUCAGGCAGGAAUGCAGCAACUUCACACCCGCGAUUUCUCAUCGCACCUCCCAGAUGGGGUGCCUUGACCCGGAAGAUCCUGCACUCCUUUCUGGGGGUCCUUUCUUCCAUGUGCAGGCCUGGCCAUCAGAACAAGGCCAUGAUCUCUGCUCUCACCCCCGAGAAGUCCUGCAGCUCACCAUCUGCUGAGGACAAAGUCACUCCCUGCGUGGUCCAGGAGCAGGGAGUCACUCCGAUGCCGCCCACAACACCCAGGUGUGCUCAAGACCCCAGCACUGAGAAGAUGCUGUUGAGAACCCCGGGAGAGAGCAGGAAAGAGACGGCCGAGCAGGAGGAAGACCCCCCAGUCAUCGAGAGGCAGGACGAUGAGGGAAGGGGCCCUGACAACCCUGGGGAGGCAUCGUCUGCAUUUAGGCCGCUGGGGCUGCAGGGAGGCCUCUGUUCCAUCGUGCCCAGGCCUGGGCCUCUGCAGGGAACCCACCACAGCAUGAGCCCAGAGGACAGAUCCAUCCAGAAGUCCCAGACUUCGUGCAUGAGCUCCUGCCCCAGAAGAAAUGCCAUCACCAGCUCAUAUAGCUCCACCCGAGGGUUCCCAUCAGUGCAGAGAAGGAUGGGUCCAGCCACAGCCCACACCUGGCUGCCCCAGAGGCCCUCCGAGAAAGUGAUCCCAGAGGGCCGUGGGUCUCCCUCUGCAGGCUCGGGGCUCUCCCACAGGAAGACGCAGCGUGGGAAGGACGCAGAGCCAACACCGGGGCAGACAGAAACCCAGAGCAUCUGCUCACCCACACCCGACAGGUCCAGGCCCCGAAAACGCAAGACCCCUCUGCUGCCAAGCAGGCACGGGGCCCCUCUGAGGCUGCCUCCAGCCCCUGAGCUGGGAUUUCGAGUCACCGUGGAAGAUCUGGCCUCGGAGAAGGAAGCAGCACUGCGGACCAUCGACAGUGCCCUGCGGGGUGAGACCGAGGCCGUCAGGGACCAUGGCACCACCCAGCCUUCCUGUUCUGUCCCCGUGCCUGCUGCAGCGACGGCUCCUCCACCAGCUGUCCCUCUGGCCCCCAGCAUGACCUCAAAGGGGGGAAAACGCAGGAAGGUCCAGGACACCAUGGGCCCACUCACCAUCCUGGAAACUGCUGGAGCGGCCAGCGUGGGGCAUCCUUUGUGGCAGAGGAAGCACAGCUCUCCAGGACCCCUCCCCUCCCAGUCACAGCCCCUUCCAGGCACCUCUUCACCCUCACUGCCCUCAGCCCUGUCCACCUUGCUGAGCCCUGCUUCCUCCCCAGGAUCAGGCAGCGCGGUGCUGUCUGCUGGGCGCCAAGGCGCCCUGCUCCCUGCUCCUGGUCGUGCACCAGGCAUGGAGUCUGCAAUUGGAAGCCCAACUUCUGCCUGCUGGGCCCCUGCCCCUGCGGCAGCAUCCCCUCCCUGCUUCCUGUUGAAGUCCACCUGGGGGCACCCUCGCAAUGGGGGAGGAGGAGGCCACUCGAAACCCAAGGCUGCAGUGUCAGCUGCAGCAGACGCCAGUUCUGCCUUCUCUGCAGCUUGGAGCACCUCACCCAUGUGCACAGACUCUCCUGUCUCCACCUCACAGCGCCCCCCUCCCAUCACGGAUCCUGGUGCCGCUCCCUCCACGGGCCUGCCAAUCAUUCCUGCUGGCAGUUCCAGCCCCUCUCCCUGCAUAUCUACAGGCCUGGCUCCCUGGGCAGCUGCUGACACUGAGGUCACCCCCAUGGACACUACUCCGGCUCCCCAGCCUCUGCUCGAGGGGUCUGCAGCUGGCUCCAGUGGGAGCAUCUCCUCACCUGCCCUGGCCCUUCAGAUGUCCCCCAGGGACAGCAUGGCCUCAGUCACCAGCAGCCUGUCCCCACUGAGGUUCUGUGGCCGCACCCCAACUCCCAAACUUCCCACGAACCCUGGAGCCGUGGCCCAGUCCAAAUCAGGGGCCCCUAAUGGGCAGCAGCAUGGAGCCACCACCUUACCAAGCUCUCUCCAGAAGGGCACACGGGCUGCGCCAGCCCCACCCCGAGCCCCAACCCCUGCACCAGGCCAGCCUGCUGGGGACAGCACCACAUGGGCAGCUUUUCGGGUGGCAACACCCACACCUUCCAUCUUGGGCACCCAUAGCAGCACCUGGCCAGGUCUUGCUGCCACCCCAGCUGUCUUCCCUUCUGGCACAGCCCACGCCUCUGGCUUGGCCCCUGCCACCUACAAGCGGAGCACUGUGACCCAUGCUGGGACCAGGAUGAGGCAGCCACAGUCACAGUUUGGCAGCAGAAGCCACAUGCCCUUCAGGUUACAGGUCUUGGUAGCAUCUAAGGGCUUUGACAGCAGAUCUGCUCUGUCAUUUUUGACCCGUUCCUUCCGUGCCCUCAGCCUUAGAGCACAGACGAGUGUGGCCCCAAGCACCACACACCGCUAUGGGGGCAGCUUGGGCCAGAACACCUGGGGGCCCCCUCCCCAGAGCGUCCCAAUGGUGACUGCAAGACCCAGCACCAGGCAGAACCCUGGGUCUGGAUGCACUACUGCCCCUUCCUCAAGCCGCAUCCCUGGGGGCCUGUGCAGGAAGAGACGCCUUACUUCCGGCUGAGGGCCCAGCACCACGGCCAGAAAGGGGUGUUUCCAUCCCCACCUCCACUUCCAGCAGCCCUACCUCAGCGGGGGCACCGGAAGGAGCAGCCUUGCUGUUUGCUUAGGUCCCCUCAUCCCCUGUCCCUGUGCUCAGAGGCCUCAGGAGAGAACACGGGGGCACUUGAUCACGUUCCCUCUAGUCAGGCAGGACACCUCCUUUGCACUACAAUUGAAACUUCCCCUCUCCCCAUCUUCCUCCCAGAACCCUCGUGCCUUCCCCACACCUUUUAAUAAAGCCUUGUUCUUGUUCCUUAGCAUGAUUCUCCUCUGUCUGUCUCUGGAGGUCAAGUGUGGAAAGCACUGGCUGUGUGAGUGGUGACAAGGGAAGCCAGACCUAACUGUGUAAAGGUUGCUGUGGCCCAGCUAAUGGGGUGUGGAGAGGACACAAGUGGAUGGCUACAAGGACUGACACCUAAAUAGUAAAGGUGUGUUUUAGUUGAAACGAUGCAGCCCAGGAUAACAGGGGCCCAGGGGAGCGACAGACAGGGAGACUGACCCUUGCCAGUGGAAUUGCUGCCUCCUUUGACCUGUCUGACCUGGAGCAGGCUUAUCAUCCUGAGUGGACACCAGGAGUCUGCCCUCUACACAUUUCCUCCUUUAAUGGAGCAAUUUGCUAUUUCUUCACUAUUUGCUUUUAAAGUCCUAGACUAAUCACCUACAUACACAUCCCACCUGGAGAGCAUGGGCCUGGCAUCCAAGCUUCUGGGCUUGAACAAAAAGGGAGCUUUAAUUCUAGGACAGGACAUGACCCUGAGCAAUUUGUGACGUCUUCUUUAAAAAAGCAGAUGGACUCCCUGAUGACAUUUCUUCCCUUUUCCAGAAACAGGGAUGAAAAGGAAGCAUUUGCAGAGGAAACAAGCUAAAAUUAGCCCAUUGUACUUAUCAAGAUUCAAAGACUCCCCAUUUGUGGUCCUAGGUGUGUGGAGCUUAGAGACCAUCACUCCUGUCGUCACAACAAGAAAAAAGAUGAACAAACUGAAAUCAACAAUUCCUAAAUCCUUCAGAGAAUCGAGGUCAUAGGGCAAACAGUUACCACUAAAACUGGAGAGGUGGGUGAACACAGAGAAUCCCAGCUGAACAGAGCAGAGCCCUCUGCUGGAGGCAGGAUCUGGGCAGCAAAGCUUUAACUGUAAGCCAGGAAUUUCUGGAGGCUCAGUGUAGAUCAGUUUCAGGCUAAAAACCCCUGGGGGCCCCAUCUUAUAGGGGCCUGCACACGUUCCUGAGUUUUACCUCCAGUAGCCCCAGUUCUCAGGGUGAAGAUCAUAGAAAACUCCUUCAUCCUUCCAGCAGGGACAGAUGAAGAGCAACCAUUUUGAGACACACCCAGCAUAGCCUGUGUCCUUAGCAAGCCUUCCCUUGAGGGAACUCUUUCACCAGAGCCACUGCCUUGGCUUCUACCAGAGCAUCACUGGCCUGGGGAAGGGAAACACCCUUACCUGGGCCCUGUAGCUUUCCAGGGACAGGAAAGGAAAUACCCAGCCCCAGCUCCCUCGAGCAUUCUCUCACCCAUGGCACAAAAAGUCUGAGAAGCACUUGUGAAGAUCAAAUCCCAGGGUCACAGGCUCACGAAAAGCCUGAGAGAUAAUCACAGGAAUUCAGAACACUCGUCCCUCCCCUAAACCUUCCCAGCGCGUUAAUAAGGCUCCUGGAUCAAUAGGGGGUUCAGCGGAAAACACUUCCAGUCUCAGGUCUGACUCAAGAAGUAGUAUAAAGGCAAACCCAAAGAGAAGA
Messenger RNA from Equus caballus (horse), 5413 nucleotides. Lineage: Eukaryota; Metazoa; Chordata; Mammalia; Perissodactyla; Equidae. The record is from RefSeq and is a predicted model, not a curated record.